Salvia splendens (bonfire salvia) is the source of this 1612-nucleotide messenger RNA. RefSeq lists its product as uncharacterized. The transcript has 2 exons. The coding region runs from base 161 to 1438 and encodes 425 amino acids. NCBI's taxonomy places the organism in Eukaryota, Viridiplantae, Streptophyta, Magnoliopsida, Lamiales, Lamiaceae. The record is from RefSeq and is a predicted model, not a curated record.
UUAAAAAUCAUUUUUACAUUAAAGAAAGAAAAGUAGAAGAAUUAAUGCUGGGAAAAAGAGACUAAACUAAAUCUUAGGCAGAUCCAGAUAAAGCAUUGAGGAAGUUUGAUCAGAAGCUUCAGUCUCUCUCUCCACCAAACAAGCUAGCAAGAUAAUAGUGAUGGAUUUUCCCGGCCCUUCUUCGGAGUCGGAAGACCCCCUCCCACCUCACCACGUCAUUAUCGAUAUCCCAAAAUCUGAGAGGCUGUACAUAGUGAGGGAGAAAAUGCGAGAGGAAAAGCCGUUAGCUGUUUCCGUCGGCCCAUACCACUACUAUCGGGAUGAUCAAUUGGGGCUGGUGGAGCCAUUCAAGUUGGAGCUACGAGAUAUGCUUUGCGGAAGCGCUGACCGAAUAAUAUCCCUUCGGAGGAAAAUCACUGAGCGGAUACACGAAUUCUACACUGAACCAUGUGGCUACGUUGGCGAGGAUUUGGCUGAAAUAGUGUUUCGCGAUGCUUGCUUCCUCAUAUGCUUUAUGUAUGGAUUUGGUAAGGAAGGGGUACAAACUUACAUCCGAAUGUGUGAACGCAUGGGAAUGUCCGCUAUGUUGCUCGUGUCAUGUGAUAUAUGUAUGCUGGAGAAUCAAAUCCCAUUAUGGCUCAUCUCCUUAGUAUACCCUGAUCAACACCAAUCAUUGUUGUGCGAGUACUUGAGCUACCGUGUCUAUGGGGAUUACAGGAUGUCACAUCUCCCAUGGACAAAACAAGAAGAAGAAGAACCUCGUCACCUACUCGAAGCAUUGCGCCGCACCUUCCUUCACGUCGUUGAGAUCCAACAAAUUUCAAGUCGCAUUCCAAGGGAAUCAUCGAGGAAAAUCACAAGAAGUGCGCGGACACAGAUGGAUAGUCUUUUUCGGUCGGUCACAGAUCUGAAAGCAAAGGGUAUUCAUCUCCAGCGGAGUUCAAAUUGUUUGACGGACAUCAACUUUUUCUCAUUCGGCUUGUUUGCUCAACUACGCCUUCCUACCUUUUGGGUCAACGAAGAAAGCAAAGUUUUAUUCUCCAAUCUUAUUGUAUUUGAGAUGUCGCCGGGCGUAGAAACAGACUUUGGGGUGACGUCUUACAUUAAUUUCAUGAAAACAUUGAUCAACAAUGCUAAUGACGUAAAGGCAAUGCGGGAGAAAGGCAUACUGUGCAGCACGUUGGAGAACGAUGAAGAGGUGCUUCAUAUAUUUAAAAGCAUCAGUACUUAUGGAUUCUCAAGCACUGGUCUUGGUCAUUUUAAUGAGGCGAAGAUGAGGAUUGAUGAGUACUGCAACAAUAAAGCCAGAAUAUGGAUGGCCGAACUCAUCAAUACCUAUUUUCGGAGCCCAUGGGCUGUUAUAGCCUUUCUUGCUGCCGCUUUUCUGCUUUGCCUCACUGUCGUACAAACUUACUACACAAUCCAUCCACGCAACUAAUCAAUUCCAUUUGAUUCCACCUUUUGCUUCAUGUAUUUUAAUUGCUAUUACUUGAUUCCACAUUCUGCUUCAUGUAUGCCUUUUAGGUUACUGUUUGUAAUGAAAGUUGAGUUGGAAGUCAAACUUAGCUACCAUCAUGUUAUAAGAAUGUGGACUGUUUGUUUUUAUUUCUCA